AUGACAAAACAAAAGCUUCUGCUUGAUGGGACGCUCUCCUUGUUUCUGAUUGUGGCUUGUGAAGCUCAGCAGCUUCCAAGGAGUCAUGCUGCUAGUACUGGUCCUCUCUGUGAGAAGGAGGCAGAGUCCCGGGGAAACCUGUUCAGCAGUGAGCAGCUGGAUGCCUGGAUCUGUUCCCUCAUCGGUUCAUUCAUGGUGGGGCUCAGUGGGGUCUUCCCUUUGCUAGUGAUCCCAUUUGAGACAGGAGCCGCUCUGCGGACAGAAGCUGGAUCACACCGUUUGAAGCAGUUGUUGAGUUUUGCAAUUGGUGGUCUACUGGGGAAUGUGUUUCUGCACCUGCUUCCCGAAGCCUGGGCCUACAUGUGCAGUGCACCAACAGGAGAAGGGCAGAGCUUUCAGCAGCAGAAGCUUCUGGGGUUCUGGGUGAUCACUGGUUUCCUGGCCUUCCUGGUGCUAGAGAAGAUCUUCCUAGAGAAAGAAGAGAAGGAGUGCCCUGAUGUGGGCUGCAAUUCCAAAGCACCAGCUGGAAAGAUUCCCAAUGGAAGUGGCUACCCACUGCCAAAGGUGGCAGGCCAAUCCCAAAGAGCAGGAACAGAUUCGACUCACUGUAAUGGUUCCUCUCUUCAGUCUUGUCCAACAAGCAACAGAAUCAAGAUUAGUGGAUACCUCAAUCUCCUGGCCAACACAAUUGAUAACUUUACACAUGGCCUGGCAGUAGCAGCCAGUUUCCUGGUUAGCAGAAAGGUUGGGUUCCUAACCACAAUGGCCAUUCUCCUGCAUGAAAUUCCACACGAGGUUGGAGAUUUCGCAAUCCUACUUCGGGCUGGCUUUGACCGUUGGAGUGCAGCUAAGAUGCAGCUUUCCACAGCUCUAGGGGGGAUUCUAGGAGCCUGCUUUGCAAUAUGUGCCCAGUCACCAAAAGGAGCAGGGGAAACGAUAGCCUGGAUCCUCCCUUUCACUGCUGGAGGAUUUCUUUAUAUUGCCUUGGUAAAUGUUGUGCCUGAUCUCCUGGAGGAAAAGAAUCCUUGGAACUCCCUGCAGCAAAUUCUGCUCCUGUGUACAGGCAUUACAGUCAUGGUGCUACUCUCGCUCACAACUGAGUGACCUCUGCGCAGACCUCAUGAUGCUUCCCAGAGCCACCACAGUGACUCUGAGCUGUUACAAAGCAAUAAGGAACACUAAUGUUACUUCCUAUAUGUGUGCGUGCAGAUCUGGCUUCUAGUAUGAGAAGCAGGUGAGGAAGAGGUCUGGGCAUGUAGGACUUCAUUCCCUGGCUUUUCUAUCCCUGUUCUGCUAAAAUCCACACAUCAGGGCUUCUGGAUUUUUGGUUUGUUUCUUUU
This is a messenger RNA of Indicator indicator, 1340 nucleotides long. RefSeq names its product solute carrier family 39 member 13 (gene SLC39A13). The record is from RefSeq and is a predicted model, not a curated record. NCBI's taxonomy places the organism in Eukaryota, Metazoa, Chordata, Aves, Piciformes, Indicatoridae. Bases 1 to 1104 code for a protein of 367 amino acids. Gene Ontology annotation, cellular component: membrane. Gene Ontology annotation, biological process: intracellular zinc ion homeostasis; zinc ion transmembrane transport. The transcript has 9 exons. Gene Ontology annotation, molecular function: zinc ion transmembrane transporter activity.